AUUGUUCAGCAAAAUCUACGUCUCAGAGUUUCUUCUAGCUACGUUCGAAGGUGAAAUCUGAAACUUGCUCGAGUUCACUGUCGGCCGGGCGAGGUUGAAGCACACUGUCAGUUUUGUUCUGCUGUCUGUCUGAAUUCGGCAACCGAGCUUCGUCGUCGAGCCAAUGGAGUCCAAAACGGAGUUGCAGAAGGAGGUUCUACGUGACAGCCUCGAGGGCACAUUGUCGGAUCAUCCGACCCAAGGCUCGCAUGGCGUCAACUACCACCAUGCUUUUACAGGAACGGAGGGCUACGCGUUCUACAUGCCCACCUUGAAUCUGAUCGGAGUGGGCGCUCUGAACGGAGCUGGAGCUCAGAUCUCCGAGCUCGGAUACAAGAAGGCACUCAUCGUUACCGACAAAGUUUUGGUGAAGGUGGGAGCAGUCGAUGCGAUCACGAAGAUCCUGGACGGGAUUAAGGUCGAAUACGCGAUCUUCGACGGAACGGAGCCAAACCCCACGGACAUUCAGGUCGCCGAAGGCCUGGCUCUGCUGAAGAAGGAGGACUGCGACUUCAUUAUAUCGUUCGGAGGCGGAUCGCCCCACGACUGCGCGAAAGCCAUCGGCGUCCUGGCGACCAACGGAGGCAUUAUACAGGACUACGAGGGUCUGAACAAGACCACGACGGCCAUGCUUCCCGUCGUCGCCAUCAACACCACCGCAGGAACGGGUGCCGAGAUUACACGGUUCGCCAUCAUCACCGACUCAAAGCGCCACGUGAAGAUGGCCAUCAUCGACUGGAAAGUGACGCCGACUAUCGCCGUGGACGACCCCGUGCUCAUGGUUGGGAUGCCCAGAUCUUUGACUUCUGCCACUGGAAUGGAUGCUCUGACGCAUGCGAUCGAAGCGUACGUGUCCACCAUCUCGAAUCCUGUCACCGAUGCAUCUGCUCUCCAUGCGAUGAAGCUCAUCAAAACAUACCUGCGCGAUGCUGUGCACGACGGCAAGAAUAUGAAGGCUCGAGACAUGAUGUCCUACGCCGAAUUUCUGGCUGGAAUGGCAUUCAACAGCGCCAGUUUGGGUUACGUGCACGCGAUGGCUCAUCAGCUAGGAGGCAUGUACAAUCUGCCACAUGGAGUCUGUAAUGCCGUUCUUCUGCCAGUGGUUCAGGAAUUUAAUGCGAAAAAAGUACCGAUUUUAUUCAUCGACAUUGCUGAAGCUUUUGGCCACCAUGAUAUUGGAGAGGAUGCCGACUUGGCCGUCAAGAGGGUUCUGGAUGACAUAAGGUCUCUGAACAAUGACAUCGGCAUCCCAAAAAAUCUGGCAGAAAUGGGGGUUAAACCCGAGGAUUUCGAGCUUCUGGCAGAGAAUGCAAUGAAGGAUGCUUGUGGAUUUACCAAUCCACGUGUGCCUACCAAGGAGGAAGUGAUUGAGCUUUUCCGACUUUCUCACGUACAGUAGGCAGACUAGACUCUCUUAGAACAAGGCGAUGAGUGCUCAGCUGGAAAAGGGCAAGUUCUCCAUCUGCCGGCUGAAGUUGCUGCGGCGUUCUUCUCAGCGGAGUAGAGGGGGACACAACCUCACAUGUAAAAAGGACCAGAAGUCGACGCGAAAGAGACAAGCAAGACGAUUACGACAGACAAUGGAAACAUCGACUGUAGUCAUAAAGGAGUGAGGACCCCAUGCUUCGAGAGGGUGCCAAACACGAGCGAUCGGACAGAUAGGCAAUGUUUCACUCAGCUUUCAGAGCCCGAGAAUUUAUAUCCAGCGUCUUCGCAAUCCAGUCAUGCAUGCUCGAUAGGUGUACUUUAUGAAAGCCUGAAGAUUCUCCUCAGCUCGACCUCUUUUGUUGAUUUGGAGUGGUAGUCGAGCACAAAUUCCCUCUCUGGCGCAACAAGUCUUGAUAGAGUUCCGUUGACUACGAGUUUAGUCAAGAUGCACAUAAUCGAUUGAGGUAGCCUCUCGGAGAAUGAAGCCUUUGAGAGCGGGCGUGACCCCAUGCAACUGCUCUGCCUGAAAGUAGCUUCCUAGAUAUCAUUUUGUACAUAGUCAGGCCUACACUAAACGCUUUAGAAUCUCCGACAUCGAACUGUUUGAUUCUGGCAUUUCCACUGCAUGCCACUUGAUUGAAAUAUUCAUAAAUGUG
Molecule: messenger RNA, 2123 nt
Organism: Marchantia polymorpha subsp. ruderalis
Lineage: Eukaryota; Viridiplantae; Streptophyta; Marchantiopsida; Marchantiales; Marchantiaceae
Source: the annotation of a GenBank genome assembly